AUGGAGCAGUCUGCCGUACUUCACAGGCAUCUCGGCGUUCAGUUUCCUCUCCUGACCCUGUCAGAGAGCAACUAUCUGAACCUCAAUGAUGGCCGGAAGAUCCUGGAUGCGUCAGGGGGGGCUGCCGUCGGGUGUAUCGGCUGGGGUAACAAGAGGGCCAUUGAGGCAGUUUCUAAGCAGCUCGGACAAUCUUCCUACUGCGCGACCAUAUUCUAUUCCACCAGGGUCCAGGAGGAGCUCUGCCACGAGUUGAUAGACUCGACGAAGGGGCACAUGGCGCGGGCUUACAUCGUCAACUCGGGUUCCGAAGCCAUGGAGGCAGCUAUCAAGCUUGCGCGACAAUACUUCCUCGAGAUCAGCCCGCCGCAGCCAGCUAGAACCCACUUCAUCUCCCGAAGGCAGUCGUACCAUGGAAUAACUCUUGGUGCACUGGCGGUCUCGGGGCAUGAAUACCGACGGGCAAACUUCGAACCUCUCCUAAUGACGAAAACGUCCAGGGUGUCGCCGUGCUUCGAGUUUCGCGGCAAGACGCCGAGCGAGACGGAUGUGGACUACGUUGGAAGACUGGCCAGGGAGCUGGACGAAGAGUUCCAGAGAGUCGGCCCAGAGACCGUCUGUGCCUUCAUUGCCGAACCUGUGGUGGGGGCUGCGCUCGGAUGCGUUCCAGCUGUGGCCGGAUAUUUCAAGGCUGUCAAGGCUGUCUGUGAGAGGUAUGGUGCCCUUCUAAUUCUUGAUGAAGUUAUGUGCGGCAUGGGGCGGACCGGCAGCCUGCAUGCGUGGGAGCAAGAAGGCGUCGUGCCCGACGUGCAGACAAUCGGCAAGGCCCUCGGCGGCGGUUACCAGGCUGUUGCUGGCGUACUCGCCAACCAUCGCGUGGUGAGGGCGAUAGAGCAAGGCACCUCAGUCUUCGUGCACGGCCACACGUACCAAGGCAGCCCAAGUGGGUGCGCAGCAGCUCUCGAAGUGCAGAGAAUUGUCCGAGAAGAAGGGCUGGUGCGCAACGUUCGCGAAAUGGGGACACUGCUCGGACGGCGGCUGAAUGAGGCCCUUGGGAGCCACCCAAACGUGGGCAACAUUCGAGGCCGAGGAUUGUUCUGGGGCAUCGAGUUUGUUGCCGACAAGGAGACGAAGGAGCCAUUUCCUGUCCAAGACCACGUCGCCAUGUCUCUUGCUGAGCUAGGGCUAACCGAGAGGUACUGCAUUGGCGUGUACCCGGGCGGUGGCUCGGCUGAUGGAGUCCGGGGAGAUCACAUCAUCAUCUCGCCAGCCUACAACGUCGGCGUUGCCGAGAUUGAGACCAUCUCUCGGCCGGGUUAUCUCUUCUCGCCAUCGCCAACACGAAGCAUGGCUGUCGGGCUCAACAAUGGCCGCGCCGCCGCCGACGAGGAGGCCCGCGCCGAGGUCGACGUGCUCAAUUCGCGCCUUGAGAAGACGGCGCAAUUGACCAAGAAAAUACAGGCUUGCCUUAGCCGAUUAGACGCCACGGGCAAGAGCGUCCGCGAUGUCGCCGGGCCCUUGAACGGCGAAACCAAGAAGCUUCAGGUGCUAGGCAGUAACAUCGAGGCGGUUCUCGCCGCCAUCGACCGGCUCCGCCAGCCCGUCGACAGCAAAAAUGACGAAGAGCAGAUUAUCCGCAUGGGCCCCGACAAGGCCGGUCUAUCCAGCUACCUGGCAUCCAUCAAGCGCCUUACCAAGGCCCUCAACGAGAUGAAGGCCUCCAACAUUCGAUCCACGCAGCAGACCGUCACCGACCUCCAGCGGCUUGUCAAGUCGGGCAACACACAGCUCGAGGCCUCGUUCGACAAGCUCUUGCGGACCGAGACGCCGCGGUCUAUCGAGCCGUUGCACUACGUCACAAAGAGCAAGCAGUUUCCCAUACUGUCGCAGGACAAGAUUGCUCGCCUGGGCCUGAUGAACUCGCACAUCUCCGUCGUCCACCAGCAAAACACGGGCGCGGGGAGCUCGGCUCAGGAAUCCCCGGUUGCUCGCAUUUACGCCGAGGUUCGGUCGCAAUACCUCUCGGCCAGCCUGGUGAACCUGGCUGCGGCGAGUGCCAACACAGCCAAGAAGAAGAACCCAGACGCAAUCUACAGGGCUGGCACCAACGGCGUCGGGACCUACGCACAGGCCAUGGAGGGCCUCUUCCUUGCCGAGUACGAGAACAUCUGCAGCAUCUUUACGAGGGAGGACUGGGGGCAAGUGUUCCAGGCCACAUGCCAGCCCGCGCUGGUGGAGCUCGGGCGCACGUUACGAGAACUCAACAACCAUAUCAAGGCCCAUAUGCCGACAGACUGCUACCUGGCGUACGAGAUUGUCGAGAUUGUCUCGAGCCUGUCCAACAACCUCGAAAGCCGGACAGGCGAGCUGAAGAGCUCGCUUGCAGCGUCCCUGAGACCGGUCCGCGAGACGGCCAAGUCGUCUCUUGCAGAGCUCCUCGAGGAGACAAAGCGGAAGGUCGGCGGCCUGCAGACGCUCCCGCCGGACGGGGCGCCGAUUCCAGUGGUUUCGGAGACGAUACAGAGGCUCCAGUCUAUGGUGGACUUUUUGCGGCCCAUAUCCAGCAUCAUGGUCUCGCUCGGCGAUGGUGGCUGGAAGUCGGCUGCCGCAUCCAGGGGUGGGGCAGGAGACGCGAUCCCCAGCCUCGCCUCGUUUGACAUCGGCGCGGAUGGGAGAGAGAUCUUCGCGCACUACUGCACAGACACGAUCGACGUGCUCAUGGUGGCGCUGGACGCGCGGGCGAGGGUGCUGCUCCAGAAGAAGUCGCCCAUUGGCGUGUUCCUGGCCAACAGCGUUACCAUCAUCGAGCGCAUGAUCCAGAACUCGGAUCUGGCAGCGCUGCUCGACUCGCGGCUCCAGGUGCUGGAGCAGUGGCGCAAGAAGGGCACGACGCUGUACACGGAGACGUGCAAGGAUAUCAGCGUGCACCUGUUCGACGUGAUCCACACGAGCCGGGGCGGGGGCGGCGGGCGCCCGGCGUCGGGCCAAGGUGCCGUCGACUCGGCGUCAAUCCUCAAGAGCCUCAGCUCCAAGGACAAGGAGAACAUCAAGUCAAAGUUCCAGGCCUUCAACACGAGCUUUGACGACAUGGUGGCUCGCCACAAGCAGUACAGCAUGGAGCGCGAGGUGCGCCAGAUGUUCGCCAAGGACAUGCAGAACAUGAUUGAGCCCCUCUACAACCGCUUCUGGGACCGUUAUCACGAGAUCGACAAGGGCAAGGGAAAGUACGUCAAAUACGACAAGUCGGCGAUCGCUGCAGUGUUCCUCACGCUGUACUAG
Messenger RNA from Lasiosphaeria miniovina, 3276 nucleotides. Its product is annotated as exocyst complex protein exo70. Gene Ontology annotation, cellular component: cytosol; exocyst. Gene Ontology annotation, molecular function: transaminase activity; phosphatidylinositol-4,5-bisphosphate binding; pyridoxal phosphate binding. Bases 1 to 3276 code for a protein of 1091 amino acids. The record is from RefSeq and is a predicted model, not a curated record. The transcript has 7 exons. NCBI's taxonomy places the organism in Eukaryota, Fungi, Ascomycota, Sordariomycetes, Sordariales, Lasiosphaeriaceae. Gene Ontology annotation, biological process: exocytosis.